UGUCUAACUUAUGACAACUUCCUCUUCUUCUAGUCGGUCCAGCAUUGUCCGGAUUCCCACAAUGCCUUGUUUGGCCAUGCUUGGUUCAGUGGUUUGAUGAUAAACGGUGUUGUUCCUGGAAUACACAAGACUUCUUUCCCCUCUCUCAGCGAGCAGAAAGCUGUUGCCACCGAAUCUCUGAGGUGCGGAAGGGGACCGAGCACUCCGGGGAGACCACCAGCCCACGGGAGGGAAGCGUACCACCAUGUACAAGACCAGCUACCUGCACGAGGUGCGCAAGGAAAAGUACGAGCGUUCAGAUGUCUUCGAUGAGGAACCCGUGGACUUUGAAUCCUCUGCCGGCAUCUCGGCCAUCCAGGGCUGGGAGAGCCUUCAGGAGCUCAAUAGCCGCUUCGCCCGGUACAUCAACAGGGCGCGAGUCCUGGAGCAGCGCAACGCCGUGUUCCGCAAGCAGCUGGAGACGCUGCAGCGGAUGGAAGAGGCCAGCGGCCUAGAGGAGGCCUUCACAGAGCAGACUGAAGUCAACAGGCAGCGCAUCCGAGAGCUGAACUCUGACCGUGCCAAACUGGAGCGAGAGCUGAAAGAUGCUUGCCGCAUGCUGGAUGAAUUCACCAGCAAAUAUAGAAAUGAAUGUGAUUAUCAAGAACAGCUGCGCGGAUCACUGGAACAAUUGAACAAGGAGGCUGACAGUUCUCUGCUGAGAAACCUGGAAUACCAGAUCCAGUCACAGUUCCUGCAGGACGACAUCAACUCCACCAAAGACAGGCACAAGAAGAAUCUUGCAGAGAUCCAGACCUACGUAAACAUUUUACAGCAAAUCAAUAAGACACUUCCCCUCGCUCCCAAUGUGACAGUGGGCAUCUCCGAGGAACAGGAGAAGCUGCUGGCCCAGAGGAAAGUGCCAGGGCUGCAGAGUCAGCUGGAGGAAUAUAAGAGCGCCCUCUGUCAGCUGCAGGCCCAGAAACAACGCCUGCAGACGGAGACUACAGUGUUGGAGCAAUCCAUCAAAAACACACAGGAGAGUUAUGAUGAUGAGAUUCAGAUGUACAACGAACAAAUUGAAUCUCUGCGGAAGGAGAUCGAUGAAGCUGAGCGGUCCCUCGAGAAGUUCACCAGUGAAUGCCGCCACCUGGCCAUGUACCAGACAUCCCUUGAGAAUGAGCUGGAGAGGUACAAGCGGAUCAUCGAGAACGAAGAUAACAGGUUGAAUUCAGCGAUAAUUGGCACUCCGAUUACCCUGUUCACCACUAAUUACCGCUACACUCACACACCCACUGCAUCAACCAGGGGGAGAGAUAUCACCCAGGUUAUCCAAGAUAUCACCAGCAUCAAGCCCCGCCAGAAGAUCCUGGCCAAGAAAGUCUUGAAGAAGAAAGAGCUGACCCCGAAAGACGUGAUGGACAGUGGCCAGGAGGAUAGAAAUAGAGGAGCUGCUGGAGAUGAAGAAACAAAGGGGGUCCCGUCUGUGGAAGUGCAGCAGGAGAGGGUGAAGAGUUCUGUGCUUGGAGUGUCUCCACAGGAUGUCCCAGACGGAGCUCAGAUCAGCAAGGCAUUUGACACUCUGUGUAACAUCGUCAGAGACAGAAUGAGGAAGUACAAGAAGCCUGAGCCAAUCGCUGACUUCUACACCAAGGGUCGUUAUGUCCUUGUCACCGGCGACGGCAGCUACCCAGAUCCAUGUUUCUACACCUCCACGCCAUCAGCCGGCCACAUCGUCGUUACAAUCAGAGAUGGAAUGAUGCCUCCCUAUGAUCCUUACGCACCCGUCAGACCCUCUCCUCCACCACCUCAACCUCAACCUCCACCUCAACCUGAACCUCCUAAGCCCAUAGUAGAACCCAGGCCUCCUAAGCCCCCCCCACCCUUCAAAGGAGGAGGAGGAAAAGACGAUAAUAAGGGUGGAAAAGGUAAGCAUAAGAACGGAGAUCCUCACCCUAAAGAUCCAAGCCCACUCCCGUCACCCACUGGCCCCACUGAUCCCACCCCAGCUGCCGAUCAUCCCAAAAAAAGCCAGGAUGACAUUGGGCCCACUCCAAAGCCUGCGCCUCGCGGUGCCAGCACCAGGUCCAAUACUAUCACCAGCUCAAGCAGCUUUACCCCAGACGCAAUGAGCUACGAGAAGCUGGAGGUGGUGGAGUCUGUGGAGAAGUUCUCCGACGACCGCAAGCUUAAAGGUUAUGAGGAGACUUCAAUGGUGGUGGAGACCUUGAUCGAGAAGUCCAGCAAGAAGAAGCAUUGAAACCACAUUACCUGACAUGAAGAGUCAGUGAACUCCAAUAGGGUUCUUCAUGGUUCAGGUCCUCUGAAAAGAAGACAAUACUGAUAAAUACCACUGUUCCUCAAACUACAGCAAUAAAACCAAUACGUUUAGUAACUGAGGAAAACCAACCAAGCUUAAAGACCAACUACACAUUCCUGAUCUGAUAUUCAAUGCUCUUUCAUUUGCUUGCAGUCUCUGAUCUUGCGACCAGAAUACAUUUAGCUGGUUCCAUAAGUACUGCUGUUGUAGUUCGACCUAACACCCAUGCUCAUGCCAUAAGUCCUUUACUGUUUGAAAACUUGGGACGAUGAAAAGCGAAGCUCCAUGACACCAAUUCAAUUUUAAAAGAAAAUAAAUUUAAAAAAACUGAGAAGUUGUGCCACCCCUCUGAACUCUGUCUUAGAACUCCAACUUUCCCCUUUGAGCUGAUUUGUUCAA
Cyclopterus lumpus (lumpfish) is the source of this 2698-nucleotide messenger RNA. Its product is annotated as filensin. NCBI's taxonomy places the organism in Eukaryota, Metazoa, Chordata, Actinopteri, Perciformes, Cyclopteridae. Gene Ontology annotation, molecular function: structural constituent of eye lens. The record is from RefSeq and is a predicted model, not a curated record. Gene Ontology annotation, cellular component: intermediate filament; cytoplasm. Bases 245 to 2239 code for a protein of 664 amino acids. Gene Ontology annotation, biological process: lens fiber cell development. The transcript has 10 exons.